Molecule: messenger RNA, 2504 nt
Organism: Herpailurus yagouaroundi (jaguarundi)
Lineage: Eukaryota; Metazoa; Chordata; Mammalia; Carnivora; Felidae
Gene: GPR39
Product: G protein-coupled receptor 39
Exons: 2
Coding region: 202-1563 (453 amino acids)
Biological process (GO): G protein-coupled receptor signaling pathway
Cellular component (GO): membrane
Molecular function (GO): G protein-coupled receptor activity
Source: RefSeq, a predicted model, not a curated record
CCCGGGCCCCUGCUAGGUUGGGCUGCUCCAGGAAGUUUCCAUGAAAGCACCAGAAGUACUAAGUUACUCUUUCCAGGUGAGCGCGGAUGAGAAAGCGCUGGGCCGGCCCUGGUGAAUUGCAGCCCAGAGCUCUGGGCUCUGCUGGCAGGAAGAAGGCAAGCUGAGGAGGUCUUUGGACCCGGUGGCGUGGCUUUCACCCUCAUGGCUUCGCACAGGGGCCCCAGCAGUGACUGCUCCUAUGUCAUCGAUCACACCCACGUCCCCGAGUUCGAGGUGGCCACCUGGAUCAAAAUCACCCUCAUCCUGGUGUACCUGGCCAUCUUCGUGGUGGGCAUUCUGGGGAAUAGUGUCACCAUUCGGGUCACCCAGGUGCUGCAGAAGAAAGGUUACUUGCAGAAGGAGGUGACGGAUCACAUGGUGAGCCUGGCUUGCUCGGACAUCUUGGUCUUCCUCGUCGGCAUGCCCAUGGAGUUCUACAGCAUCAUCUGGAACCCCCUGACCACGCCCAGCUACGCCGCGUCCUGUAAGAUUCACACUUUCCUCUUCGAGGCCUGCAGCUAUGCCACGCUGCUGCACGUGCUGACGCUCAGCUUUGAGCGCUACGUUGCCAUCUGCCACCCCUUCAGGUACAAGGCCGUGUCGGGGCCCUGCCAGGUGAAGCUGCUGAUUGGCUUCGUCUGGGUCACCUCCGCCCUGGUGGCGUUGCCUCUGCUUUUUGCCAUGGGAGUCGAGUACCCCCUGGUGACCGUGCCCAAUCACCGGGGUCUCUCGUGCAACGUCUCCCGCACGCGGCACCACGAGCGGCCGGAGACCUCCAACAUGUCCAUCUGUACCAACCUUUCCAACCGCUGGACUGUCUUCCAGUCCAGCAUCUUCGGCGCCUUCAUCAUCUACCUCUUGGUCCUGGUCUCUGUGGCGUUCAUGUGCUGGAACAUGAUGCAGGUGCUUCUGAGGAGCAGCCAGGGCACGCUGGCCGGGAAGGGACGGCGGCCGCAGUUGAACAAGUCGGAGAGCGAGGAGAGCAAGACAGCCAGGAGGCAGACCAUUAUCUUCCUGAGGCUGAUUGUUGUGACCUUGGCUGUCUGCUGGAUGCCUAACCAGGUGCGGAGGAUUAUGGCCGCAGCCAAACCCAAGCACGACUGGACAAAGUCCUACUUCCGGGCGUACAUGAUCCUCCUCCCCUUCUCCGACACCUUCUUCUACCUGAGCUCGGUCAUCAACCCGCUCCUGUACAACGUGUCCUCGCAGCAGUUCCGCAGGGUGUUUGGGCAGGUGCUCCGCUGCCGCCUGACUCUACCGCAUGCCAACCACAGCAAACACCUGCGUGCCCGCGUCACCUCUGCUGCGGACAGCACUCGCUCCGCGCGUCGCCCCCUCAUCUUCACCGCUUCCCGGUGCAGUUCCUCUGCAAGAACUAACAAGGUUUACUUGAGCACUUUCCAGAACGGGGGCGAGCCAGACUCCAAGCCCCAGCAAUUGAGUCUUGAGGCAGCAGAACCCAACGUGCAGAUGAAACCACCCAACUCCGCCGCAGGGAAUGGUUUUCAGGAACAUGAAGUGUGAAUGUCAACUAUGGAAGCCUUGAGGACUAACCGGCGCCCCCAAUGAAAGCAACAUGAUCUGACACACGCAGUGACAAAAUAAACCAUGCCCCUAUGAGGGACAGGAGUGGAAGCAAGGGGCCUUGGAAAAAAUGGAUGCCUCCCUAAGUGUCUUCUAGGGACUGAUUCUGCCAGCCCGACCUUGCCUCUGGUAAUAGGGGACAGACUUGGACUCCCCUCUUCCCUUCAAGUACACACUGAAAAGUCAGACUGAAUUUAUUCAGAGCUUACAGAAACUGACACCGAGCUCUUUGAUUUGCAAAGGAACUGAAAGAAAGAGAAUACGCUCCCUCCCAACCCACAAAAAAAGGACACCCAGGAGAAGCUGGGGGAGCAGGGGGAGCAAGGGCCUGAAGGACAAUGCAGGAGGGAUGAGCAUCUCCAACUUCAGCAGUGAGCCAAGAGGAGGGCAAGUUUCAGGAGCAGGAUGGUGGUGGGGAGCCCCGGCCGCAGGGCCAAGGCAGAACUGCUCCGUUUCUUGGGCCGGGGCCCAUUGCAAAGUGGGGUGUUGCAGCAGCUGAUGCACACUGAGUUCAGUUUCCCAGGGGAGCAGAAGGAUUGGUACCCAGCGGAGGCGAUGAGGCAGGCUGCUGAGGAGGCACACGACUUGCGGUACAUGAUCCCUGCAACACAACCCAAGAAGUGGGGUUAACUGGGGUUGGCCAAGGUUCAGCUCCUCCUCCUUCCUCCCACAGCCCAGCUACUUGGUGGGAUCAGCAAGGUACUUUCGGUUGUUUCACUGAGCACACCGACCCCCCCCCCCUUCGCCAAAAUAUAAGUGACGAUGGCUUCUUCACCAUACAGCUCCAGUAACUUUUGACAAAUUGUUCCAAAAGCUAUUAGAUAUUGGUAUCAGCAAAGAGCUAUUAAAAUCCAAGUUCACUUAAAAAAAUUCACACACAA